AUGGGAACUACUGCAUCGACGUUGCAGUCCAACUUGAACAACUUUCUGCAGAGAUAUCGCAUAGCUCCUCAUGCUACCACUGGAGAAUCGCCAUCCAAGCUGUUUAUGGGACGGAACAUUAGGACACACCUAGAUCUGCUAAAGCCCGAAGACGUUCGCCAGAAAGUAUCGAUGAAGCAAGAAAUCAACUUUAAGCCAUCUUUCCGUGAAUUCAGUUCGGGUCAGAACGUGUAUUUCCUCUCCGGUAACCUUCGUAUGGAAAAAUGGAUUCCUGGUGUGAUCGCUGUUCGACUGGGAGAUUUGCACUAUGAAAUCGAAUAUUCUGGUAAACGAUUCAAGCGCCACAUCGACCAAAUUCGUUCGAGAUUCGGCCCUCAAGAUCAUCAGGCGAUUGAAGCAUCGGACGUAGAAGAAUCAAGCCAACAAGCUGCAUCAAGGCACGUUCAUUUUUACGGCAACGACAGCACGCUUCAUAAUGCACCUUCAACUCCAAUCAACUUUAGAAGUGUUCCUACUGACCAAGGAUCACCAGAGUUCUACACUCCAUCUGCAAGCCCAGUGGACAGCCCCGUUCCUCGAGAUCCUCCUUCGAUCAUCGUUCGCCGUUCGACACGAAUCCGUCAUCCUCCUCGCAAGUAUUCACCGUAG
Molecule: messenger RNA, 648 nt
Organism: Topomyia yanbarensis
Lineage: Eukaryota; Metazoa; Arthropoda; Insecta; Diptera; Culicidae
Exons: 1
Coding region: 1-648 (215 amino acids)
Source: RefSeq, a predicted model, not a curated record